AAGGUUUUACUAAUUGUCUUCUCGCUCUCUCGCUUCCAUCAUCCAUGUUUGUUCGUGGUCAUUUUGCAUUUUUGUGCUACAAUUUCUAGUUUCAGUAUCUAGUGAUUUAAUUCUUAGAGGAGUGUAUUAAUGAAAUUAUCGGAAACACGGCGACCUUGUGAGGAUUUGUCGCCUAGCAGAAAGUGCAUCACGGUGAUUUAACAACAGGGAGGCACGACAGAAGAGACAUGAAUACCAACGGAUGCAAUGAUGAGGCGAUGGCAACAAACAGAAGCGGUGCGCAGCGGCCAAACGGCGCGCCGCAGACGAAGGUCUGUCAGUUUAAGUUGGUGUUGUUAGGGGAGUCGGCAGUGGGAAAAUCAUCCCUGGUGCUCCGGUUUGUUAAGGGACAGUUCCACGAGUACCAGGAGAGCACCAUUGGAGCCGCCUUCCUGACGCAGACCCUAUGUCUCGAUGACACUACUGUUAAGUUUGAGAUUUGGGAUACGGCAGGGCAGGAGAGAUAUCAUAGUCUUGCCCCAAUGUACUACAGAGGAGCCCAGGCAGCUAUCGUAGUUUACGAUAUUACUAAUCAGGACACGUUCGGCCGAGCCAAGAACUGGGUGAAAGAACUGCAGAGGCAGGCGUCACCAUCAAUCGUAAUCGCACUCGCGGGUAACAAGAGCGACAUGGCAGCCAAACGUAUGGUGGAAUUUGACGAGGCACAGGCCUACGCCGAUGAGAACGGUCUGCUCUUCAUGGAGACCAGCGCCAAGACGGCAAUGAACGUUAACGAUAUCUUCCUAGCCAUUGCGAACAAGUUACCAAAGAGUGAGAGCGGCGGCGGCGGCGCGGCGGGCGGCGCGCGGCGUCUCGCAGACGGCGACCAGCCGCGGACUUCCACCUGCUGCAAGUGAUACCGCCCGAAGCAGAGUGUGGGAAUGUGGCGCGAUGCGGCGCGCGGAUGAGGUCAAGGCUUCGUUAGGCUGAGUACACGAAACACCUUAUCAUUAUUGUUAUUUACACUUUGUUUGGUAGCGGACUGAGCAUAAUUAAAAAUUAUAAAAAGCUCUUAUCAGUGCAUAAUAUAUCCAAACUUAUUUCUCGCAAAAACGCUUCAACGUUACCCGGCAAAGUGUAUAUACCUCGCCAUUCUCAGACUGGCGUAUUUGACAACCACCAUCUCUGUUGAUUGGCUUUUUAUUAUGUAUUCUAGUAUUGCCCUAUAAUUCAAAUUUUAACCUGUUAUCAGAUUUACCGUUGUUAAACAUCGCCGGUCUAGAAUAGCGUCAAUCAUUUACAGAUAUGUUAACGAAUUGGUAGGAUUACUGUAUAUUACCCGUCGAUUGUCAUCCAUUGAAUGCGACUGGUGCUUUUUUUCGCUUAUGACAUCACAAUAGAGAUAGCUGUUAUACUUAGAUGCUACAGUGUUUUGAAUUUGUAAAGAAAGCUAUUUUAAUUCCUUCCUUAGUGCCGUAUUCAAUGGACUGAUUAUCGUUAUCAUUUGUUUGCCGUACCGCGACUAGAGAUCACCUUUAGUUAAUAUAGAUGAAAUUAGAACGCCUUUGUUAGUUUAAACUCUAAUAUUCAGUGAACAGUAACAUAUGUAUAAUUUUGUUAUAAGGGUAUUUGUACUAUGUGGCAGUUCUAGCUGUAUUUUACUAUCGCAUUCCAAAGGGGUGUAGCUGUAGACAAGGUCAAUUCUGUUGUGAAAUGUAAAGAAUCAUUUCUUGAUGUAUAAUUUGGAAAUAAUCAGAAUGAAUAUAACCUUAAUUCUGUUUGUUAGCAUUAUUUUUCAAAUAAAGUAAAAAAAUAGAGCCCAAAAAUGUAAAGUUUACAUAUAAACAACAGAACUGACAAGAGUCAUGUUGACAGACCCAAAAUAAUAAAAGUGCAUUAAAAAGAUUUCAUACUCCUUUGUAGAAGUCUGGGUUGUCUAUGCUCUAUCCUUUUUUCUUCGUAUACUGAUAAUUUUCGUAACCUUAGAAUAAGGAAUGAAUUUUCAUCUGUAAAAUAUGAAAACUAAAUAGUGAUUGUAACAUAAUUGAAUUUUAAUAAUUAUUGCACAUGUAUGUAGCAAUGGCGCUUAUUUAUUAUCUGUCAAUUAAGGUCUUUUUUUAUAUAUAUGUAUAUCUAUUUAUGCUCGAUAAUAAUAGACAACUCCGUAUAAAAAAAUAAAAGCAAUGCAUUUCUACCUAGAGGGCAGAACUAUUAAAAUCAAUUUUAUACUAAGCCUUACAUUACAAAUGUAAUUUCAUUCAAGAAUGAAGUGCUUUUAGGAUUCUAAAUCAUUUUUUGGUGUUAUGUCUUGUGUUUUAUAUAUAUUUGUUUCGAAAAAAUAUUAACAUUAUUCAUUAAAUUCAAAAAUUAGACAUCAUACCACAAAAUGUGCAAUACUUAGUAGUAAUCAGACCGUCUCCUGUUUAAAAAUGUCUAAAUGAAAAUAAUCAACUAAAAUAUAACUGACACUAAAAUAAUCUUUUGGUUUAAAAGGACCAUAAAACUUAAAACAGGAUGCGGUAUGAUCCUUUAUAGUUAUAUGUAGAUGUUAUCAGAACAUUCGUGUAAUGAAAUUAAAACAAGCGGAGAUGGAAGGUCAUAUAGUAUGUUUUUGUAUUGUGUAAAUAUUUUGGAUUUAUUAAGAUUAUUAUAUUGAAUAAAAAAAUAUUGUAAAUGA
Molecule: messenger RNA, 2656 nt
Organism: Pieris rapae (cabbage white)
Lineage: Eukaryota; Metazoa; Arthropoda; Insecta; Lepidoptera; Pieridae
Gene: Rab5
Product: ras-related protein Rab-5B
Exons: 8
Coding region: 228-896 (222 amino acids)
Molecular function (GO): GTPase activity; GTP binding
Source: RefSeq, a predicted model, not a curated record